AAAAAAUUGAAAAUUGAAAACCGUUUCUAGUUUUUAAAAAAAGAAUACAAUUAAUGACGUUUUGAUAUACAAAAUUUUAACUUGCUUCAGUCCAAUCACCAAGAGAGGCCGUUAAGUUUCCCGCCAUUCUGUUUGAUAACAAACAACUUCCUCAACUGUUACAAAUUAUCAACAUAAACACCAAUCCAUUUUCUUUCUUAGUACACAAACACUAUUAGUAUUUAUUCUCCUCAUCGCUUCCAAUUGCAUCAACGCAAAAUGCUUCUUGUUCCUGAUUAUGAUCCUUACAAUCCACUUCCAUUGGAUGUAAACGAAGGUUUGGAGCGCUGCUUAGAAUUUCAGUCCUCGAAUGCCCGUAUUGAGGAUCGCAUCAAGAGCACACUCAAUCUUUCUUGCCGAUUUAGGGCCAUGCUUGUGAUAUUCAAAUACUCAAAGCACGAAAACCUUGAUCCUUUGAUACCCUAUCUUGCUCUAACCUAUUUUGAUCGCUUUUUCACAAGGGGAAAUUUUUUGCCGCGUGUAAUGGGUAGCAAUGACCACAAUGUGGACUUAAUGGCUAUAUGCUGCCUAACACUUGCUUGGAAGUUGAGAAAAGGAAAUUUCAAACUCUCUAAAUUUAAGGUAGAUAAACCAGAACUUGAAAUCCUUACAGCGAAAAAAUUAAUGGCAAUGGAGUUUGCUAUCCUCGAAGGACUCAACUGGGAUCUUCGUGUUUUGACAGCCCUAUGCUUUGUGCCGUACUUUGCUCCUAAGUUUGCCUUCACUGAUGGACUCAGUUACAGAACCAUCAGUGAAAUCAUUGUAAAUUCUCAAGAGAUAAAAAUCAAAAGACAGAAGCCUUCGGUUAUUGCUGCGUUAGCUCUUCUUGUUGCUUCCUCACAUCUGUAUCCUCAGAAAUUUCACAGUUUUCGUGAUCAAAUGAUAUCCGAGGGAAUCAUCGAAGAAGUGCAUAUAAAGGACUGCGUGGAGCUUAUGAUUGAGCUGUGUAAUUCUUUGGAACUUACUUUUGAAACUAUUAAGCCUCAAAGACUGGUACAAUCAGAAGUGAAACAUGGGCAACACUGUGAUGCAACAGCUGAAAAAGAGAAUGUCCAAAAGUAUGAACAACUGGCUGGUGGAACACAUGAACUACCCAAUACUGAAAAAUCCCAAGAUGAUGCUGCUAUACAUGAGGUUAAUGAAACUUCAAAACAAUCCACCACUGAAAAAACUAAGGAAGACAGUGCUGAUGUAACUGAAGUAGACGCUGCUGAGAAAUCUACACAAGGAGCUGAUGAAGAAUCUGAAGUAGCUGCUUUAGGGGAAACUACGCAAGGAGCUGAUGAUCCAUCAUCUAAACAAUUCCCUGAUGAAAAAUCUGGACAGCUGGCUACUCAAACAUGCGAAAAAUCAAUUGCUGAAGAACCUAAACAGGUAGCAACGGACCUAAAGACAAUGACUACCUACACAAGCUUGCAAAGAGAAGCUUAUAAGGGGAAGAAGAAAGUGGGAGAGACAACAUCAGAAAUGGCACAGAUGGCAGAAGAGAACGAAGAUGGGAACUUAAACUUUCCAAUUAGAUGGCCACUGGGAGAACAAUACGCAAAACAGAUGAUCGUCUUUCACAGUGACUCUGAUUCCUCAGAAUCAACUCUAAAGCCUGCUAAAAAGAAAAAGGAUAAAACUGAACCAGAACAAAGUGACGAUGACAGCAGUAUGGAUACAGAGGCCAGAGAACCAUCACAAGAGGCCAUGGAGGAGGCUGCUAUGAGAGCUGUUAUGAGAGCCUCGUCUCGAGAGAAAGUGCUGGACUGGCUCAAGUUCCAUACCCCAUGAAUGCAUGGUGGUACUUAACUGCUGCUACUACAAGUUCUUCAACAACAAACAUGACACAUCGCAAAUAUGUACAGUCAAACAUAUGUUUUGACUCUUGGCAUAUAUUUUAACUAAUUUUCGUUCAUUUCUUCAACGUCGUUGAGUGAUUUACUUUGGAUACCCAAUAAACUAAUAAGAGUAAAAUUAUACGAAUCAGCGUAGAUGCUUAAAUAAAUUGAAAAAUACGGUAUGUUUUGUUUAUACGGGAUUGAUAUUUCAAGUCAAAUAUACGGUUUUAUUUGUUAG
Messenger RNA from Cannabis sativa, 2100 nucleotides. RefSeq lists its product as uncharacterized. The transcript has 6 exons. The coding region runs from base 259 to 1815 and encodes 518 amino acids. NCBI's taxonomy places the organism in Eukaryota, Viridiplantae, Streptophyta, Magnoliopsida, Rosales, Cannabaceae. Gene Ontology annotation, biological process: mitotic cell cycle phase transition; regulation of cyclin-dependent protein serine/threonine kinase activity. Gene Ontology annotation, cellular component: cytoplasm; cyclin-dependent protein kinase holoenzyme complex; nucleus. The record is from RefSeq and is a predicted model, not a curated record. Gene Ontology annotation, molecular function: cyclin-dependent protein serine/threonine kinase regulator activity.